CAGGAGAUUGCGAUGCUGCAGGAGAAGUUGCGAGUCGCAGCCCUGCGACAGGAGGAGUGUGAAGCCCGUCUGAUGGUCCAGGAUCAGCAGAACCAGCAUAUGCUGCAGGAGUACCAGGCUCGGCUGGAGGACACGGAGAGCAGACUGAGGAGACUGCAGGACGACAAGGACCUCCAGAUGAACAGCAUCAUCAGCAGGUUGAUGGCAGUGGAGGAGGAGCUGAAAAAGGACCACUCUGACAUGCAGGCUGUGGUCGACUCCAAACAGAAGAUCAUAGAAGCACAGGUUCCUUGUUUCCUAACUUUACAAUCAUACCAUCGUUUGCAAAUGUGAUCAUUUUUAAUUGGUGUUUAGCCUUUCUCCAAUGUAAUUAAAAGAAAAUCUACUUCUUUCCAGGUAUGGGGAGGUGAUGGGGGCGGGGUAUAAUAAUGGACAGUUCACCAGUGUAGAGAGAAAAUAAACAAUUCAGGACAUACAAACGGAAAUGAACCCACAACCGGGGAUCGUCUUGUAAACAUUCAUUUAUUUCACUGUUCAACACAGG
Molecule: messenger RNA, 544 nt
Organism: Cynoglossus semilaevis (tongue sole)
Lineage: Eukaryota; Metazoa; Chordata; Actinopteri; Pleuronectiformes; Cynoglossidae
Product: ras GTPase-activating protein nGAP-like
Exons: 3
Coding region: 13-333 (106 amino acids)
Source: RefSeq, a predicted model, not a curated record